Molecule: messenger RNA, 5991 nt
Organism: Mus musculus (house mouse)
Lineage: Eukaryota; Metazoa; Chordata; Mammalia; Rodentia; Muridae
Gene: Aars1
Product: alanyl-tRNA synthetase 1
Exons: 22
Coding region: 684-3590 (968 amino acids)
Biological process (GO): alanyl-tRNA aminoacylation; aminoacyl-tRNA metabolism involved in translational fidelity; positive regulation of hippo signaling
Cellular component (GO): cytosol; nucleus; cytoplasm
Molecular function (GO): ATP binding; nucleotide binding; peptide lactyltransferase (ATP-dependent) activity
Source: RefSeq, a predicted model, not a curated record
CUUGGGUUACGUCAUUUCUUCCUCUUCAAAAUCAAGACCCGAAUUUCUUCUUAUUGGGACCUGAAGGACAAAUAUAAAGCUAUGCCUAAUGUCACAGGACUGUACUGCCUCCUACUCCGGAGGCUAAGACAAGAGUGAAAAAUUCAAGGCCAACCUGGACAAUUUAUCCAGACCCUGUCUCAAAGAGAGAACCGGACGUAUCAGUCAGUGCCAAAGCGCUUCGGCGUGGUUGAAGCACUUAUUUCAGUCCAGGGUACCGUUAAAGAAGGCAUGCCGAUCUAUACGCGAUAACAAUAAGAACAUUUGAUUGGUGCACACCUGCAAGACUGGCAAAUCCCCUGAUUUCAAGACCACCUUGCUCCGUUUCAAAAGGCCGAAAAACGAACCUUUGAGGGCUUUGCCAAUAGAACCCAAAAUGUCUGCCUCCUGAAGCCAAUAGUCAACCCUGUCACGUGACACUCCAUGUCCUAGCUUUCUUGAGCAUUGCAUCAGCCGAGCCCAGGAGCCUUCCCAGAAACCGGCUUGUUAGCUCAUUCGCGCUCCGAAUGAUUGGCAUGCCAGUGGACCAAUCAUAUCAGAGGAUGACAAGGCGUAGCGGGUCACUUUUCAUCAGAGCGCUCUGAUUGGAUGGUGAGGUACGGCUCUGGCACCGGUUGUGGCGGUUCCCGAGGAGACUUUCCGAAAUGGAUGCCACUUUAACAGCACGAGAGAUCCGAGAGCGGUUUAUAAAUUUCUUCAGACGAAAUGAGCACACCUAUGUCCACUCUUCCGCCACCAUCCCUCUGGAUGACCCCACUCUGCUCUUCGCCAACGCUGGCAUGAACCAGUUCAAACCCAUCUUCCUAAACACAAUCGACCCAUCUCACCCUAUGGCGAAGCUGAGCAGAGCUGCCAAUACCCAGAAAUGCAUCCGAGCUGGGGGCAAGCACAACGACCUGGAUGACGUGGGCAAGGAUGUCUACCACCACACUUUCUUUGAGAUGCUGGGCUCCUGGUCUUUUGGGGACUAUUUCAAGGAAUUGGCAUGUAAGAUGGCCCUGGAACUUCUUACCCAGGAGUUUGGUAUUCCAGUUGAAAGACUCUAUGUCACUUACUUUGGUGGUGAUGAGGCGGCCGGCCUAGAGCCAGAUCUGGAGUGCAGACAGAUUUGGCAAAAUUUAGGACUGGAUGAAGCCAGAAUCCUCCCUGGCAACAUGAAGGACAACUUCUGGGAGAUGGGUGACACAGGCCCCUGUGGUCCCUGCAGCGAGAUCCACUAUGACCGCAUUGGUGGCAGGGACGCCGCACACCUUGUCAACCAGGAUGACCCCAAUGUGCUGGAGAUCUGGAACCUCGUGUUCAUCCAGUAUAACAGGGAGUCGGAUGGUGUUCUGAAACCUCUUCCCAAGAAAAGCAUCGACACAGGGAUGGGCCUAGAGAGGCUGGUGUCUGUGCUGCAGAACAAGAUGUCCAACUACGACACCGACCUUUUCAUGCCUUACUUCGAAGCCAUUCAGAAGGGCACCGGCGCCCGGCCGUAUACUGGGAAGGUUGGUGCUGAGGAUGCAGACGGAAUCGACAUGGCCUACCGGGUUCUGGCUGACCACGCCCGGACCAUCACUGUGGCGCUGGCUGAUGGCGGCCGGCCUGACAACACAGGACGGGGGUACGUGCUGAGACGGAUCCUUCGCCGAGCUGUUCGGUAUUCCCAUGAGAAACUGAAUGCCAGCAGGGGUUUCUUCGCUACAUUGGUUGAUGUUGUCGUUCAAUCCCUGGGAGACGCAUUUCCUGAGCUGAAGAAGGACCCAGAGAUGGUGAAGGACAUCAUUAAUGAAGAAGAGGUGCAGUUUCUCAAGACUCUCAGCCGAGGGCGGCGCAUCCUGGACCGAAAAAUUCAGAGCUUAGGAGACUGCAAAACCAUCCCAGGUGACACCGCUUGGCUCCUCUAUGAUACUUAUGGAUUCCCAGUGGACCUCACUGGAUUGAUUGCUGAAGAGAAGGGCCUGGUGGUAGAUAUGAAUGGCUUUGAGGAAGAGAGGAGACUGGCCCAGCUGAAGUCACAGGGCAAGGGAGCAGGGGACGAAGACCUCAUCAUGCUGGACAUUUACGCUAUUGAAGAGCUCCGGGCAAAGGGUUUGGAGGCCACAGAUGAUUCUCCAAAGUAUAACUACCAAUCAGACUCCAGUGGUAGCUACGUGUUUGAGUGUACAGUGGCUACCGUGCUUGCUCUGCGUCGGGAAAAGAUGUUUGUGGACGAGGUGGUCACUGGCCAGGAGUGUGGAGUGGUGCUGGACAAGACCUGUUUCUAUGCGGAGCAAGGAGGGCAGAUCUACGAUGAAGGCUACUUGGUGAAGGUCGACGACAGCAGUGAGGACAAAACCGAGUUUACAGUGAAGAACGCUCAGGUCCGAGGCGGGUACGUGCUGCACAUAGGAACGAUAUAUGGUAACCUGAAAGUGGGGGAUCAAGUCCGGCUGUUUAUUGAUGAGCCCCGGCGGAGACCCGUCAUGAGCAACCACACAGCUACACACAUCCUCAACUUCGCCUUGCGCUCGGUGCUUGGGGAAGCGGACCAGAAAGGUUCACUGGUUGCUCCUGACCGCCUUCGGUUUGACUUCACUGCCAAGGGAGCCAUGUCCACCCAGCAAAUCAAGAAGGCUGAAGAGAUUGUCAAUGGCAUGAUUGAGGCAGCUAAGCCUGUCUACACCCAGGAUUGUCCCCUGGCAGCAGCAAAAGCCAUCCAGGGCCUUCGAGCUGUGUUUGAUGAGACCUAUCCUGACCCCGUUCGAGUCGUCUCCAUUGGGGUCCCCGUGUCAGAGCUGCUGGAUGACCCGUGUGGGCCUGCUGGCUCCCUUACUUCUGUUGAGUUCUGUGGAGGAACACAUCUACGGAAUUCUAGCCACGCAGGCGCUUUUGUGAUAGUGACAGAAGAAGCUAUUGCCAAGGGUAUCCGGAGGAUUGUUGCUGUCACAGGUGCUGAAGCCCAGAAGGCUCUCAGGAAGUCAGAAACCUUGAAGAAAUCUCUCUCUGCCAUGGAGGCCAAAGUGAAGGCCCAGACUGCACCCAACAAGGACGUGCAGAGGGAAAUUGCUGACCUCGGUGAGGCCCUGGCCACUGCAGUCAUCCCCCAGUGGCAGAAAGAUGAACAACGAGAGACUCUGAAGUCCCUGAAGAAAGUCAUGGAUGACCUAGACCGGGCCAGCAAAGCCGAUGUGCAGAAGCGAGUGUUAGAGAAGACAAAGCAGCUGAUUGACAGCAACCCCAACCAGCCGCUGGUCAUCCUGGAGAUGGAGAGUGGAGCAUCGGCCAAGGCCCUGAAUGAAGCGUUGAAGCUUUUCAAGACGCAUUCUCCUCAGACAUCUGCCAUGCUGUUCACGGUGGACAAUGAGGCUGGCAAGAUCACGUGCUUGUGCCAGGUUCCCCAGAAUGCAGCCAACCGGGGACUGAAAGCCAGCGAGUGGGUCCAGCAGGUUUCAGGCCUGAUGGAUGGUAAAGGCGGUGGCAAGGACAUGUCCGCCCAGGCCACAGGCAAGAACGUGGGCUGCCUUCAGGAAGCACUGCAGCUGGCUACCUCCUUUGCCCAGCUCCGUCUGGGAGAUGUGAAGAACUGAUGGGAGGGAAGCCCUCUCGGGAAAGCAACUCGCCAUCAACCAGACAUGUCCGAAGGCGGGAAUUCAGCCAGGAGCUCUCCUCCCGCCACGAAGACAUUGGAGUCAUGGGACCUCUCAGCAGCCCUGUCCGUCCUGAUCCAGCGGUAAUGGGAACACGCCUGGAGCUGUCCUGUGAUUCAUUGCCCCCCUCCAUUACUGCUCUGAGCCCAUUCAUGUCAGCACCAUCUGUCUAAAAUCACUACCCAGGAAUGCUUUUUAACGUCAUGAUCACAUCUAGAUGAGGUCACUCUGCCAGCCUGAGGCUUUAGGUCUGCAGAGGAAGGAAGCCUUUUCUCUGCAGAAAAUAAAAAGGACCAUGUGCAAUACUUGGUGAUGUCAUGCGCUCUGCUUCUUGUCCUGAGGUGAGCCCUGGCUCCUGUAUAUCUGUUACGGUUCCAGCCUGUUUCUGGUUGAUGGUAUCACCGAAUAGACUCCCAGACUCCUGAAAGUUCAGGAAAUUCAAUAGAAGGGUGGAGGAAAAUAAUUCUGAGUUGCUUCCAGUGGAGAACCACUGUUCUUAGUCUCUUAGGACAACCUCCACCAUGCCUGUCCACAUGCCUGUUUGAGGCUGCUGAUAUGAGGUCAGACAACUGAUAUAGGCAGUAUGAACAUGUAGGUGUGUCCUACUAACUGCCCCACCCCUACUGCUUUAACCUAAAGUAGGUUCAAGACCCUGGCCCAGCCCUAAAAUGCAAUUUGUAUGAAUCUACAAACAGCAGGGUCUGGAAGCAGAGAUACUGUCUGCUUAUGACAGUUCCUCAGAGUGUUAGAAAUAUCUAGUUGUACAAAGAGAGAUACCGUCCAUUUAUUAAACAAGUGUUGAAGCAGCCAGAGGACUAAUUGCACGAGUAAACAAAAACCUCUCACCUUGGGCAAGCUUAUGUGAAACAGUCUGAAUGCAAACUUCUAGGAAUAACAACAGAUCCGUUCCUUAGGACUAGCUAAAGUACCAGCAUAGGAGUCCAGCUAUACCUCGCCGUUCUUCCUCCACUCCGCUAGGUGGCAGCGCGCACACCUACCGCUCUCCCGAUAGGCUCUGCGCGGGCGCGCAUCUUUAAGCGAGCGGAAGAGCCGGGUGCGCAAGGGCAGCCCAGCAGGCGGAAGUAGCUCGCACGCCGGUAGCCGCCAUGCCGGGAGACCAUCGCCGCAUCCGCGGGCCGGAGGAGUCUCAGCCGCCGCAGCUGUACGCGGCCGAAGACGACGAGACGCCCGCUGCUCGCGACCCGACGCGGCUCCGCCCGGUGUACGCGCGCGCCGGGCUGCUGAGCCAGGCCAAGGGCUCCGCCUACCUGGAGGCGGGCGGGACCAAGGUGCUGUGCGCCGUGUCCGGUCCGCGGCAGGCCGAGGGCGGCGAGCGCGGCAGCGGCCCUGCGGGAGCGGGCGGGGAAGCUCCCGCUGCCCUCCGGGGUCGCCUGCUCUGCGAUUUCCGCCGCGCUCCCUUCUCCGGUCGCCGGCGUCGCGCGCCCCAGGGCGGCGGCGGGGAGGAUCGCGAGCUGGGACUGGCGCUACAGGAGGCUCUGGAGCCCGCCGUGCGCCUGGGGCGCUACCCGCGUGCUCAGCUCGAGGUGUCGGCGCUGCUGCUGGAGGACGGCGGCUGUGCGCUGGCCGCGGCGCUCACCGCGGCCGCGCUCGCCCUGGCCGACGCGGGAGUGGAGAUGUACGAUCUGGUGGUGGGCUGCGGCCUGAGCCUCACCCCGGGACCCUCCCCGACCUGGCUGCUGGACCCCACGCGGCUGGAGGAGGAGCACUCCGCGGCCGGUCUCACGGUGGCCCUCAUGCCUGUGCUCAAUCAGGUGGCCGGGUUACUGGGCAGUGGGGAAGGCGGGCAGACUGAGAGUUGGACCGAUGCUGUGCGCCUGGGCCUGGAGGGCUGCCAGCGCCUCUACCCAGUGCUGCAGCAGUGUUUGGUGCGGGCUGCCCGCCGGAGGGGUGCCGCCGCCCCACCCUGAUUGGAAAAAACCGGAGCGACGAGGAUUCGAGGACUGCUAUCGCCCUUCUCUCCCUAAAGGACCAAGCGCUGAUGGUCGCCUGACUCCGCAGAGCUGAGAAACGAAGAGUGGGGCAGUUGGGCGCACAGAACCAAAGCACUGGACAGCUCUGUUGGAAAGGUUUAAAAGGCCGUUGGAAACACGAUCCAGUUGGAGAGAUUUGAAAGCAGCCAUACUCCCAAGUUGGAAAGGACUUGGGCUGGAUUUACCUAGUAAAUGAGAUAAGGGGCUAUGGUCUUGUAGGAGAUGGACCCAGUGCAGGCCAGCCAUUGGCUCCAAUACAUAAUAAACUGAUUCUUUUGAGAGGAUGGACCAGGGGACUUUGCCUUCUCACUACUCAGAGUAAAACAUAAAAACUAUUUUAUGACUGGAAA